This is a messenger RNA of Mangifera indica (mango), 1717 nucleotides long. RefSeq names its product F-box/kelch-repeat protein At3g06240-like. NCBI's taxonomy places the organism in Eukaryota, Viridiplantae, Streptophyta, Magnoliopsida, Sapindales, Anacardiaceae. The transcript is spliced from 2 exons. Bases 368 to 1519 code for a protein of 383 amino acids. The record is from RefSeq and is a predicted model, not a curated record.
ACGACUUAGAUUAGCCGAUGUAAGAAAAAUCAAUAUGAAUUUAGGGCAACAGGCUGAGAUUGAGCCUGCGGUAAACACACAAGCUUCUGACAGAUGGCAGAUGGGGGUUCUGGUUUUGAGAGUGAAGUCUCAUCAAGUUGUAACGUAUGAAACUCAGUUCAGUUCUGAAUUUUUUUGGUAAGUUACUCAGUUCUGAUUUUAUGACAAAUCUACAACCCCUUUUUUUUCACCACUUGAUUUUAGACUUAUAGCCAUCAGUACGUUUCAAAUCUCAACUCAACAUUGUGCCUCAAAUCUCACAAAUCUUACUGAAACAAGAAGACGAAGAAAAAGCAGAGGCUAGAAACCAGGAAUUCAAGAAGCAAAAAUGUCAGAUUACUUACCAGAAGAAGUCCUCAUCGAAAUCUUCCUCAGGCUUCCCGCGAAAUGGGUGAUGAACUCUAGAACUAAUGAUCGGAUAAUGGUGAGGCACUAUGAGAGGUCCCUUUUGAAAGACAUAGUCAAACUUCACCGUGACGAUGACGGCUCAUUCAUCCCGGACGAAGAGCUAAUUUUACCACUCGAUGCCAGGCGUAGCCCUUAUGCUAUCAUUGAUUCAUCUUUUGGCUUAGUGUGUUUGUAUGGCUUCGUCUUUAGAACCCGCCCGAAACAUAUAGUUAUAUGGAACCCUUCUCUUGGCUUUUCCAAGAGAAUUUUAGUUAAGCCCUUUGAUGAAGAUCAUUUUGAAGAACCGAUUUACGGAUUCGGGUUUGACCCGAAGAGUAACGACCACAAGGUGGUGAGAAUCUUGUACCAUCAACAGCGCCGAUAUGUUGGUGAAGGCGUCGUCAAGAGUGUUGAAAUUUAUGCUUUGAAUGUUGGCGAGUGGGUGGAUAUUUCUGGAAAAGCUGCACCUGGCUGUCUCAUUAAGGAUUCUCUGUCGAGGGCUUAUGUGGAUGGGGCGGUUUAUUGGGUUGCGCAAAUGAAUGUGGGAGUUAUUUCCCGCAAACUGGUGUUGUCCUUGUUUGAUUUGAGCGAUGAGACGUUUAAGACAUUGGAAAUGCCGGAUGAGCUUAAGUGGAAAACGAAAUUGGUUGAACAGAAGUUCCAAAACGAGCAGUUAAAAGUAGUUGCUAUGAACAAGUCACUCAGUUUGGUGCACUUUUUUAUACAGUGGACGAAAAGUCCUUCUUUUGAUGGGUGUAACAUUUGGAUGCUCGUUGAAAAUGGUGGCGCAAGAGGGUACUGGACGAUAAAGUAUAGAGUUGAUCUCCGAUUAGGGAUCGCCAACGUUUUAGGGCUGAGGAAAAAUGGAGAAGUUGUGCUAGUGGCAAGGCACACAUAUGAGCUGAUUUGCUUUCCUAUUGGCAGUAGAAAAAUCAGAUACUUGGAUAUGAUUGGCGAUUGGAGUACUUUCUACAUGAACACUUACAUUGAGAGUCUGCGUUUAUAUGAGAGAGGAAAUCAUGAGUUUAUCAACAAUUUUGAUUCUUCCGCAGUGCCAGCAACCGGGAAUGGCGAUGAACUCACGGAGGCUUGAACUUACUGUCUUUCUUCAGCCAUGUGUGUGCUAUUGGGAAUAAUAAGUAGCAAUAUUUUUAGCUAGAUUGUCGUCAGUUGUGUGUCAUUUAAUGUGUUUUAAUGUAACAAUUCUUGUGUCCUCUCUAUAGGGUCAAAACUUUUCCCCAUUGAACAAGGUCAAGAUAUAAUAAUAAUCUGUGAAGUUUUUAUGUUUUUA